UUUUCAUUCUUCUGGACUCUUGACUUGCCCCUUUCUAUUUCUAUUUUCUAUUUUACUUUCCCCCCUCUCCUCUGUUGUCUUCCUCUGACCCUUUUCAUUCACGAAAUUCUCUUCUCAGUUUGUAAACCUUCGCAUUUCUUCAAUCGUUCUUAUUCUUUCUUUCUUUCUUUUCUUUUCUUCGAGCAUAUUCGUGCAUAGGCGUUGUUGAAUCUUGCUGAAUAUUGCAUCGCCACUUUCUAUUUUUCGCUUCUUUGGAGAGAUGGAUGCAUGCGUCAAACAGGAACUCACCGGCGAUGUUCCCAAUGUGCCCCCAGGGAGGACCCGAACUGGUGCCGUUUCACCCAUUCCUCCUGGCUCCGCAGUUAUUCAACUCAGUAGCAGCAGCGAUUCCGAUUCGGAGCCGGAUUUGGAUGGUUUGGUCGCCGGGGUAGUAGAAAGCACCAUUUCGCCCGGAGGAGGGAGUCCGACCAAGAGGCGCAAGAUGAAUGACGAUGGAGAGGUUCUUCCCCUUGGAUUUUUGAGCCCUCUCCCUCCGCCCUUAUCGCCAUCCCCUGCGGUGCUGUCGUUACCGGCGCCGCAGGGGGCUUCUUCUUCGGCGCAUCUGAACGGGACCACGAGCACCAGCGUGGCGCCGACUACUAGGGGAAGCAGGCAGUUUUGGAAAGCCGGUGAUUUCGACGGUGCUCCUUCCAGCAGCUUCGAAUCAUCUUCAACCGUUGGAAUGGACCACGUCAGAGUUCAUCCGAAGUUUCUGCAUUCUAAUGCCACAAGUCAUAAGUGGGCUCUAGGAGCUUUUGCUGAGCUUUUGGAUAACUCGUUGGAUGAGGUUUGCAAUGGCGCUACAUAUGUCAAUGUAGAUAUGCUUGUAAAUAAGAAAGAUGGAACCAGGAUGUUGCUGAUUGAAGAUAAUGGUGGUGGAAUGGAUCCGGAUAAAAUGCGUCAAUGCAUGUCACUGGGGUAUUCAGUGAAAAGCAAAAUGGCAAAUACAAUUGGGCAAUAUGGAAAUGGCUUUAAAACAAGUACUAUGAGGCUUGGGGCUGAUGUGAUAGUAUUCUCUCGCUGCUCUGGCAAAGAUGGGAAGAGUGCUACACAAAGCAUAGGCUUGCUGUCUUACACAUUUUUGAGGAGUACUGGGAAGGAAGACAUUGUAGUACCCAUGUUGGACUAUGAAAGACGAGGACGGGAAUGGAAUAAGAUGUUACGGACUUCUAUUCAUUACUGGGGCAUCUUGCCUAGUUUUAUGAGUAUGUGGAUUAAAUUUUUGCCGUUACUGUUACACUUGUAGUUCAAUCUGAUGAAGGAUCACGGCACACGUGUAAUUAUAUACAAUCUUUGGGAGGAUGACCAAGGAGAGCUGGAGCUUGAUUUUGAUGCAGAUCCACAUGAUAUUCAAAUCAGAGGCGUAAACAGAGAGGAGAAAAACAUACAGAUGGCUAAAGAGUAUCCCAACUCAAGACACUUCUUAACUUAUAGGCACUCUCUAAGGAGUUAUGCCUCAAUUUUAUAUUUGAGGCUUCCUCCAGGCUUCCGAAUUAUUCUUCGUGGGAAAGAUAUUGUGCAUCACAAUAUAGUGAAUGACAUGAUGUUGUCUCAGGAGGUGACAUACAGGCCACAAGCUGGGAUUGAUGGGAUCCCGAAGGAUUCAAAUAUGAUUGCUAUUGUUACUAUUGGAUUUGUCAAGGACGCAGUUCAUCAUAUUGAUGUUUCAGGGUUCAACGUCUAUCAUAAGAAUCGACUCAUUAAGCCAUUCUGGAGGCUGUGGAAUCCUGCAGGAAGUGGUGGUCGUGGGGUCAUAGGUGUUUUAGAAGCCAACUUUGUUGAACCUGCUCAUGAUAAACAAGGCUUUGAGAGGACUUUAGUUUUAUCUAGAUUGGAAGCGAAAUUGGUACAGAUGCAGAAAAGUUACUGGGCCACUAACUGCCAUAAAAUUGGUUAUGUUUCCAAUCGAACUAGAAAACAAAACAACAGUUCAGUUGACAGAGAGGCAUCACCUGAUUUUGUCCCAGAAGCUUCAAAAAGGAAGUAUUCUGCCACAAAUGGCAAGGGAACUCCAUUGACAUCAGACCAACCACAUUCACAAUUAAAUCAGAAACGGAGCCGAAAAGAAUCAGAAAAAUAUAGUGCCUACAAGAGCUCGACGUCAAGGAUGCCAAGCUCAUCUGGACAAUCGUCAUCUGCUGAGGAUGAGAGUGAUGAAAUUACUGUUGUACCCAAGAAACAAGCAAAAGGGAGCAGUCAGAGGACAUCUCUAGCUGAAAAAUCAUUUGAAAAAGAAAAUGGAAGUUUUCCGGACAUCCCAUCUAGUGGAAGAGGCUUGCGGUCAGCACGAGUAUCCAGGCUAAAGGUACAGGAUGUAAAUGAUGGUGAACAUCCAGUAUCAGAUUCCGGUGCACUUACUCUGGAAAAGUUGCGAGAAGAGAAUCGUGAGUUGAAGAAAAGAUUAGAGAAGAAGGAGGAAGAAAUAUUGGGAGAAGUAUUGGAGGCACUGCAGUACGAGAAAGAGAGGUGUAAAGCUCUGGAAACUCAGCUUCGUGAUGCAGGAAAAAAGAUUGAAGACUUGAAUAAGGAGCAAGAAAAUCUAAUCGACGUGUUCUCAGAAGAGAGGGAUCGACGGGAUGCUGAAGAAAAAAGUUUGAGAAAGAAGCUGCAGGAUGCAUCAAACACAAUACAGGAGCUGCUUGACAAGGUAAGGCUCCUGGAAAAGAAGUCGUCUGCUAGAUAGAUGAAGACGGGCCUGCGUUUCUUGUGAUGGCAUUUUUGUGAGGAUUGGAUUUCCAUUGGGUGGAUUCGCCUUAGCCUUCCUUGAGAUAGGAUAUACAGUACUGAUAUUUUCCCCCCAAUUAUUUUGUAUAUUUUAUCUCGGAUGAGAUUAAUUUUGACUAUAAGUGGGCCGGUUGGCACCGGUGUGAAUUACAUAAUCCUUUUUUAUUUUGGGUUAAAUGGGACAAAAUCUUAAGCCACU
This is a messenger RNA of Arachis ipaensis, 2962 nucleotides long. The record is from RefSeq and is a predicted model, not a curated record. Lineage: Eukaryota; Viridiplantae; Streptophyta; Magnoliopsida; Fabales; Fabaceae.